This is a messenger RNA of Drosophila busckii, 1021 nucleotides long. It is a transcript of the gene Rpi, whose product is annotated as ribose-5-phosphate isomerase. The coding region runs from base 69 to 938 and encodes 289 amino acids. Lineage: Eukaryota; Metazoa; Arthropoda; Insecta; Diptera; Drosophilidae. Gene Ontology annotation, molecular function: ribose-5-phosphate isomerase activity. Gene Ontology annotation, biological process: D-ribose metabolic process; pentose-phosphate shunt, non-oxidative branch. Gene Ontology annotation, cellular component: intracellular membrane-bounded organelle. The transcript has a single exon. The record is from RefSeq and is a predicted model, not a curated record.
CAUUGGAACUGGUUAUUUGUUUGUUUGUGAAACUUAAGCCGGCUGACAUUAAAGUAGGAGCAAAGCACAUGUUAAAGUCGUUCUUGCCAAAGCGCUUACCGCAUCUACUCGCAAUAGCAAAUCGAGUUCAAUUAUUUAAGCAACCAGCACAAAGGUUUUAUACACGCGGCAUAAUUAGUAUGGGUGACAAAGGCGAUAAAAUAGCGCUCGAUGAAGCCAAGAAAAUGGCAGCGUAUGCUGCUGUUGAUCAGUGGAUUACCGAAGACACCAAGGUGGUGGGUAUAGGCAGUGGCUCUACCAUUGUGUAUGCUGUCGAACGUUUGGCGCAGCGCGUCUGGAAGGAGGGACAACUGGGCGAUAUGAUCUGUGUGCCGACUUCAUUCCAGUCGCGGCUGCUCAUACUGGAUCACAAUCUAAACUUGGGAGAUCUGGAUCGUAAUCCCUUCAUUGAUGUGUGCAUCGAUGGUGCCGAUGAGGUGGACAGCCAAAUGGUACUUAUCAAAGGCGGUGGCGGUUGCCUUAUGCAGGAAAAGAUAGUAGCAUCUUGUGCCAAAACUUUCAUCAUUGUGGCGGACUAUACAAAGAAAUCGCUGCGCCUAGGCGAGCAGUGGUGCAAAGGCAUACCCAUUGAAGUGUCACCCAUGGCGCAUGUGCCCGUCAAGCUAAAGAUCGAAGCACUUUUUGGCGGUGAGGCAGAGCUGCGCAUGGCAUUCCGAAAGGCCGGUCCCAUUGUCACGGACAAUGGCAACUUUCUACUCGACUGGAAAUUUGUAGCUAAACGAGAAUACGACUGGGAUGAGGUGAAUCGUGUCAUUACUUUGCUACCGGGUGUACUCGAAACGGGCUUAUUCGUCAACAUGGCCAUCAAGAGUUAUUUUGGCAUGGCCGAUGGCACUGUUAAAGUACAGAACAAGUCCCUGCCGGCCGACUGUCAGUAAAAUGAAUUUACACUUUUUGCAUAUUUACAUGUUAUUGCUAUUACUAUUACAAAAUAAAUUACUAAAGGGUUUUGUCCUUUACA